AUUUAGUCUAUUCCACCCCCAACCCAACUAAACCACUCUCUAAAUGCUAUAAAGUUUGCCCCCACCAUGAUGGGACUUUCAAGACAUUCUCGGAGUGGCUGCUCAUUUUGAUUCCCUCCGACACUUCGCCGCCUUUAAUCAUUCCGACCACCGAAAAGAAAUGGAUCCGAUCAGUUCCGCAACAACCAAACAGACCCAUCUCGCGGCGGUGCCGUACCCCGGCAGAGGCCAUGUCAACGCCCUCAUGAACCUCUGCAAGCUCCUCUCUCUCAAAAACCCAAACAUUCUCAUCUCAUUCAUCGUCACCGAAGAAUGGCUCACCUUCCUCGCCGGCGAAUCCAAACCCCAAAACAUCAGAUUCGCUACCAUCCCCAAUGUCAUCCCCUCCGAGCUCGGCCGCGCUAAUGACUUCCCAGGUUUUAUCCGAUCUGUUAACUCCGAUUUGGAGGCUCCGACUAACACUCUGCUCACCCGCCUCCACCCGCCGCCGACGGCCAUCGUUGCGGAUGCCUUCCUUCCCUGGGUGGUACAGUUGGGGAACAACCUCCGUAUUCCGGUGGCUUCGCUCUGGCCCAUGUCGGUAACGGUUUUCUCCAUUCUUUACCAUUUUGAGCUCCUUCAGGAACAUGGGGAUUUCCCUGCUGAACUCUCAGAAAGGGGAGAACAUAUUGUCGAUUACUUCCCCGGAGUGUCGAAGAUUCGUCUUGCAGAUUUGCCAUCUUUCUUCUCCGGCAAUGGCGUCAAAGUCGUCGGAGCCGCCGAGAAAUCUGCCCGUUCUGUUGACAACUCUCAGUUCCUGAUCUCCACCUCUGUUUACGAGCUUGAAUCCUCUGUAAUCGACGCUUUAAAAGCAAAGUUUCCCAUCCCAAUCUACACAAUCGGGCCCAGUACACCGUAUUUCGAGCUUGAAACUUCGGUCAAAGACAACGGCGGCGACCCCAAAAACUACCUCCGGUGGCUGGACUCUCAAGCAGAGGGAUCUGUUUUGUACAUUUCGCAAGGGAGUUUUCUUUCAGUUUCGAGCGCUCAAAUGGAGGAGAUCAUCGCCGGCGUGAAAGACAGCGGCGUACGGUUCUUGUGGGUGGCGCGUGGAGACGACGGCUGGUUGAAAGAUGUGGAUGAGGAAACUGGGAUGGUGGUUGAAUGGUGCAAUCAAUUAAAGGUUCUAUGCCACAAUGCCAUCGGAGGGUUCUGGACUCACGGUGGUUGGAAUUCGACUCUGGAAGGGGUUUUCGCCGGCGUUCCAAUGCUUGCUUGGCCGAUAUUUUGGGAUCAGAUUCCGAACAGUAAGAAAAUCGUUGAGGAUUGGAAAGUUGGGGUCAGAUUUGAAGCGGUUGGGGGUCGGAAUUUGGUGGGGAGAGAGGAAAUUGCAGAGACUGUGAAGAGAUUUAUGAAUCCAGAGAAUGUUGAAGGAAGAGAGAUGAGGAAAAGAGUGAGCGAACUCCGAGAGACUUGCCGGCGAGCGGUGGCGCGCGGUGGUUCUUCUGAUUCCAACAUUGAUGCAUUCCUCGGGGAUAUUUGUGGAGUAGCGAGGGAAUUGUGAUUUUUGGGCUGUUUGGUUUAGUAAGGUUAAAUUACAAAAUGGUCCUAUAAUUUGAAUAAAUUUACAUUUGAACCAUAUUA
Cucurbita maxima (winter squash) is the source of this 1623-nucleotide messenger RNA. RefSeq names its product UDP-glycosyltransferase 87A2. Lineage: Eukaryota; Viridiplantae; Streptophyta; Magnoliopsida; Cucurbitales; Cucurbitaceae. The transcript is spliced from 2 exons. The record is from RefSeq and is a predicted model, not a curated record. Gene Ontology annotation, molecular function: UDP-glycosyltransferase activity. Bases 161 to 1543 code for a protein of 460 amino acids.